This is a messenger RNA of Dermochelys coriacea (leatherback sea turtle), 2640 nucleotides long. Its product is annotated as SPARC-related modular calcium-binding protein 1-like. Bases 51 to 1319 code for a protein of 422 amino acids. Gene Ontology annotation, biological process: extracellular matrix organization. Lineage: Eukaryota; Metazoa; Chordata; Testudines; Dermochelyidae. The record is from RefSeq and is a predicted model, not a curated record. Gene Ontology annotation, molecular function: heparin binding; protein binding; calcium ion binding. The transcript has 12 exons. Gene Ontology annotation, cellular component: basement membrane.
GGGAGCCCGGCGCUGGGGAGCUGCCUCUGGGAUUCGCCUCGCCCCGAGCCAUGUCCUGCCUGCGCUGGGGGCUGCUCCUGCUCCUGGGCGGCCCCGCGCUGGCCGCCCCUUUGCGGUGGGACCGAUCCCCGUUCAUCAUCUCGGAGAGCGAGCGGGGGCUGCCGUGCCCGGCCGAAUGCCCCCACGAGCGCCACCGCCCCGUCUGUGCCUCCGAUGGCAAGCUCUACAAAUCCCACUGUGUCUUCCAGCGUGCCCGGUGCCAGGAGCCCCUCCUCGAGGCGCUGCCCCGCUUCCGCUGUGGGGGCGCCCACCGGGACCCCACCAGCGUGAACCUCACCCGAUGCCAAGAGGACCGCACAGCGGCCCUGGCCCGAAACCAGGCGGACUCCAUCUACGUCCCUGAGUGCAACGAGGACGGCUCCUUCUUGCAGGUGCAGUGCCACAAGCAGACAGGCUACUGCUGGUGUGCCACCGCCGAGGGCAAACCCGUCAGCGGGACAUCCGUGCUCAACCAGACGCCCAACUGCACAGGCUCCUAUGUGGUGCGACCGUCCUGGCAGGACCCUAACUCUUCACGGAGAGAAGGCGGGAGACCCAGGCCCACCCCAGCAAGCCCCCCACCCCACAAGCAGGAAGAGGGGACCUCGCUGCCGUUCCUCAUACCCAUCAUCCUCCCCCACUUCCAGCCCAACCGCACAGUGAAGCGGAUUCAAGAUUUCCCUCCGUCUUGCGAGCAGGAGCGGCUAGAGGCCCUCAAGGAAAUUCAGCAGCACCAGCAGGAGGGGACCUUCGUCCCGGAGUGCGAGGGGGACGGCACCUACAAACCCGUGCAGUGCCACCAGGCCACGGGCUACUGCUGGUGUGUGCAGGCCGACACCGGCCGGCCCGUCCCCGGCACCUCCACCAGGAACUUCCCGCCAGACUGUGAGUCCGAUGUUGCGGCCAAGGGCGCAGAGAUGAGCUCUCUCUUCCGGGACAGGGCACUGCCAGGCUGCCCGGGUCCCAAGAAGGCAGAGUUCCUGUCCAGUCUGAUGAAGGCCUUGGCGUCCGACAUGAUCGAGUCCCGGCUGAUGCUCAUCACGUAUAGGAGUCUGUCGGAUCGCAACCUGGAAGAGCGGGCGGCGCGCUGGCAUUUCGUGCGCCUGGACAAGGACUUCAGCGACGGGCUGAGCGAGCGGGAGCUGCGGCCCCUCAAGCUCUACGUGCAGCAGCAUGCGCGGCCCAAGCGCUGCGCCCGCAAGUUCCUGGAGUACUGCGAUCUGGACACCAACCGGCUCGUCUCCCUGCAGGAGCUCAGGGGCUGCUUGGGGCUCAGCUAGCACUGGGCGUCUCCUUGAAGAGGGGCGCGCCCUGCUUCGCCCUUCCCACCCAUGGGGGCGCUGCCUCGCCCAGCACUGCAUUCCCACCUCUGAUGGCAGACGAUUUGCACUGUGAACUGUAGAAUGUGGAUUUUAUUUUUAUUUCCCUGGCGCUGAAGAAAGUCGGACGGACCUUUUAGAAAGAAGGGGAUCGGUCGAUCUAAAGGAUGUGGACGUGUCAGGCCAUUUAUUUGCAUCUGGGCAACUCCGCUGCAGUUCAGUCCUGGUUUUCCUCUCUUCUGUAGAUAAGAGAAUCCUGCAAAAUGUAAAGUGCAGUUAGGGGUUAUUAUUUUAUUUAACCCCUCUAAUCUUUGCUUAUUUUUACUGUUUACUAUCGGAGGGGGGUUUAAAAUUGGCUCCAAUUACUUUACAAUCCCUCCGCUUCCUUAUAAAGCAGAAAACGGUCAGGAAAAAAAACAACCCAACAAUCCUGUAAUCUGUGUCCUAAAUCAAUAAGUUAUAGAAGUAUUGUGGUGAUGCCUCGGUUUUUUGCCCACAGAGUAACUACCGACUGCUUUCUUUUCUACCUGGAGAUCUCAAUGUGUUCUUAAAAGGUUCCUGUCCCUUUUAAAAGUGUAAUUCUCUGGACAGCGGGGUCUAGUGGUCAGAGCAGGGCAGCUUGCUGGGGCCGGGGGGCAGGGGGGACUCCUGGGUUCCCUUCCCAGCUUUGGGAAUGGGGAUAGAGACCCAGGGAUGUGGUUUGUCCAGAAACAUCCAGCAGGCCAGAGGCUCCUGAGUCUAUCUGCUGGGUCCCCCUGCAGCUAUAAUGCGGUUGCUGCCUGGCAGCGUGAAGCCCUGGGGGUUUUGUUCUGCUUGGCCCAAGGGAAGAUCCAGGCAUCCUGUGUCCAUGCCAGCCGGGUUCCCCUUCUCUCUUGCUCACAAUCCUGGCCCGUAAUAGCUGGAGCUUAAAGUGGGGACCAGCCUCAGUCCCUACCGACGGGGAAACUAGGCAAGGGGAGGAGAAGCCAACUGCCUAAAAUCCGGGGACAAGUCUGGGGAAGAUCUGAGCCUAGAACCCAGGAGUCCUGAUGCCUAGCCCCCUAUCUAGGGAACUGUACGGCCCCGAUUACUGUAACAGGAGUGCUUAUCCCCAAUGCUACACCCCCCCCCAUCUGGUGCUAGGGAUAGAACCCACGAGUCCUGGGUCCCAGGCCUCCCCUGCUCUAACCACUGGACCCCACUCCCCUCCCAGAGCUGGGGUUGGAACCCAGGAGUCCUGCCUGUGUAAUUAGAGGAGGGAGGGUGUUCUUCUGAGGGGCUGAAGCCCCCUUAUACCUGGCUC